This is a messenger RNA of Castor canadensis (American beaver), 1573 nucleotides long. NCBI's taxonomy places the organism in Eukaryota, Metazoa, Chordata, Mammalia, Rodentia, Castoridae. The record is from RefSeq and is a predicted model, not a curated record.
AUGGAGAACACCCUGAUUGCCCCUUUCUCCACUGACCAGCUCCCUUUUCUCUGGCACUUUGCAACCUCAGACCAGCUGCGGAGGGCGGGCAGCAGUGGGGUCUCAGCUGCUUCUGGCCAUGGCUGCUUGGAGUUUGUAGCUUAUUGGGAAAGGAGCAACCUGGGCCCAAGCAGCAGUACGUACACAGGCUCCAUCCUGGUGGCUGUAAACCCCUACCAGCUGCUCUCCAUCUACUCACCAGAACACAUCCGCCAGUACACCAACAAGAAGAUUGGGGAGAUGCCCCCCCACAUCUUUGCCAUUGCAGACAACUGCUACUUCAACAUGAAACGCAACAGCCGGGACCAGUGCUGUAUCAUCAGCGGAGAGUCCGGAGCAGGGAAGACAGAGAGCACGAAGCUGAUCCUGCAGUUCCUGGCGGCCGUCAGCGGGCAGCACUCGUGGAUCGAGCAGCAGGUCCUGGAGGCCACCCCCAUCCUGGAAGCAUUUGGCAAUGCCAAGACCAUCCGCAAUGACAACUCCAGCCGCUUUGGGAAGUACAUUGACAUCCACUUCAACAAGCGGGGUGCCAUCGAGGGUGCCAAGAUCCAGCAAUAUUUGCUAGAGAAGUCCCGAGUCUGUCGCCAGGCCCCUGAUGAGAGGAACUAUCACGUAUUCUACUGCAUGCUGGAAGGCAUGAAUGAGGAGCAGAAGAAGAAGCUUGGCCUGGGUCAGGCAGCCGACUACAACUACUUGGCCAUGGGUAACUGCAUAACCUGCGAGGGCCGGGUGGACAGCCAGGAGUACGCCAACAUCCGUUCUGCCAUGAAGGUGCUCAUGUUCACUGACACAGAGAACUGGGAGAUCUCCAAGCUCCUGGCUGCCAUCUUGCACAUGGGCAACCUACAGUACGAGGCCCGCACAUUUGAAAACCUGGACGCCUGUGAGGUCCUCUUCUCAUCCCUGGCCACAGCUGCAUCUCUGCUUGAGGUGAAUCCCCCAGAUCUGAUGAGCUGCCUGACCAGCCGCACCCUCAUCACCCGUGGGGAGACGGUGUCCACCCCACUUAGCAGAGAGCAGGCGCUGGAUGUGCGUGACGCUUUUGUCAAGGGCAUCUAUGGUCGCCUUGUGUGGAUUGUGGAUAAGAUCAACGCCGCAAUUUACAAGCCUCCCUCCCAGGAAGUGAAGAACACACGCCGGUCCAUCGGCCUUCUGGACAUUGGGUUCGAGAACUUUGCAGUGAACAGCUUCGAGCAGCUCUGUAUCAACUUCGCCAACGAGCACCUGCAGCAGUUCUUCGUGCGGCAUGUGUUCAAGCUGGAGCAGGAGGAGUAUAACCUGGAGAGCAUCGACUGGCUGCACAUAGAGUUCACUGACAACCAGGACGCCCUGGACAUGAUCGCUAACAGGCCCAUGAACAUCAUCUCCCUCAUCGACGAGGAGAGCAAGUUCCCCAAGGGCACAGAUGCCACCAUGCUACAUAAACUGAACUCCCAGCACAAGGUCAACCCCAACUAUGUGCCCCCCAAGAACAGCCAUGAGACCCAGUUCGGCAUCAUCCACUUUGCAGGCGUUGUCUACUAUGAGACUCAAG